This is a messenger RNA of Saccostrea cuccullata (small rock oyster), 1157 nucleotides long. Its product is annotated as deleted in malignant brain tumors 1 protein-like. The record is from RefSeq and is a predicted model, not a curated record. Gene Ontology annotation, cellular component: membrane. The annotation marks the transcript as partial. The transcript has 8 exons. NCBI's taxonomy places the organism in Eukaryota, Metazoa, Mollusca, Bivalvia, Ostreida, Ostreidae.
AAUUCGACUUAUUGGAGGAGCUACUCCCUAUGAGGGCAGAGUUGAAGUUUACUACAACGGGGAAUGGGGAACAAUUUGUGAUGAUGGUUUAGAAAACAGUGGUCAAGGGAAUUGGAAUAACUCUUUUUCUAAAGUGAUAUGCCGAUCUUUGGGAUAUUCCUCGCAAACUACAGUGAGUUUUUGUUGUGCACGUUGUGGAGUAGGAACAGGUCCUAUAUGGUUGGAUAACGUUCGAUGCAAUGGAUACGAAUCAUCUGUUGAGGAAUGUUCACAUCUUGGUUGGGGCAGUCAUAACUGUGGACAUUACGAAGACAUGGCUGUCAACUGUUUUCCAGGGGAGGGUACAUCGUCAAUAUGUACACAAUUACCAACGACACAGAUCACAGGAGAGACCACCACACCGAUGACAAGCACGAGGGUUCGUCUUGUUGGGGGGAGCAGUCCUUAUGAGGGCAGAGUGGAGGUGUAUUACAAUGGAGCAUGGGGGACAAUUUGUGAUGACUAUUAUUUAUUUAAUGCUGGUGGAUCGAAUAACAGUUUCUCCAAAGUAAUAUGCCGAUCUUUAGGUUUCCCCUGGCAAAUAUCUGUGAGCUAUUGUUGUGCACGUCAUGGACAAGGAACUGGUCCUAUCUGGCUAGAUGAUGUACAAUGUAUUGGAAAUGAAACAGAUAUUUCAGAGUGUGUACAUAUCGGCUGGGGCAACCAUAACUGUGGACAUCAAGAGGAUGUUUCUGUCAAUUGUCUACCAGAGAAGGAAAUGUCAACAUCCAUACCAACAGCACAUGUCACAUCACACACAACCACAACAGAGACGGCUACAACAGAACAGAGAAUGCCAUUCACUCCCAUUCGUCUAGUGAAUGGAAAUACCCCGUAUGAAGGUAGAGUGGAGGUAUAUCACAACGGAGAAUGGGGGACUAUUUGUGACGACAUCUGGGAUAAUCAAGAUGCUACAGUGGUCUGUCGAUCGCUUGGAUUUUCUACUUCAACAGCUUUACAUAGUGCUUAUUUUGGUCAGGGAAACGGUUCUAUUUGGAUGGAUGAUGUUCGUUGUGCUGGAACAGAAACAAGAAUUGAAUACUGUAAUCAUUACGGCUGGGGAAGACAUAACUGUCGCCAUUAUGAAGAUGCAUCCGUACGAUGCCUGACAGGAUUAU